Quercus robur (English oak) is the source of this 910-nucleotide messenger RNA. Its product is annotated as glutaredoxin-C6. The transcript has a single exon. NCBI's taxonomy places the organism in Eukaryota, Viridiplantae, Streptophyta, Magnoliopsida, Fagales, Fagaceae. Bases 124 to 615 code for a protein of 163 amino acids. The record is from RefSeq and is a predicted model, not a curated record.
ACACUUACACACACACCCCUCACUUGCUUCCGUUGACAUCAACACACUCUCUCUCUCUCUCUCUCUCUCUCUCAAACUCUUUCUCUUUGUUUCUUUCCAAUACAUACAUAGACACAUCCGGUGAUGCAAGGGCUACGGCGUUGCUCAGACGACCUCGUGAGGCUCGACCUGACAAGCCUAUCAUCACCAUCAUCAUCAGGAGGAGGAGGAGGAGGAGGACCCCAACCACCACCACCACCAUCAUCAUCUUCUUCUUCAUCAUCAUCUAUGCUAUCGAUCGACGUGGCGGAAUCAGCAGAGGCAAGGAUCAGGAGGCUGAUAUCGGAGCACCCAGUGAUUAUCUUUAGCCGAUCCUCAUGUUGCAUGUGCCACGUGAUGAAGAAGUUGCUAGCCACCAUCGGGGUCCACCCUACCGUUAUCGAAUUAGAUGACCAUGAGAUCGCAGCUCUACCCUCCGAUGACUCUGAUUCCGGCUCGCCACAACCUCGUAACCCAGCUGCCCCUUCUGUCUUCAUUGGUGGCACUUGCAUCGGUGGCCUUGAGUCACUCGUUGCUCUCCACCUCAGUGGCCAACUCGUCACUAAGCUCGUCCAAGUUGGUGCUCUCUGGGUAUGACACACCGCCCAUAUAUUACUUAUCUUAUUCCUAUUCCUAUUAUUAUUAGUAGUAAAAAUAAUAAUAAUAAUAAUAAUAAUCUUUCUAUCUAGUUGUAGCUAGACAACAACCUCGUGGUUCUUCAACUUCAACUUCGAUAGUUCAUAUUAGUUGUAGCCAAACAACAUAGCUACAAAAGUACAAUCUUUAUGCUUCUCUUGUACUGUCCAAUUCUCCAAAACCAAUAUGUAAUUUUGGUCCUAGUAGACCUCUUCCCUUGUUAUUGAUCCUUAUAAAUAUUAUUAUGUUAUUAUUA